AUGGCGUCCGGACCAGAGAAUGAUCUCUCCUGUCCCGUCUGUCAUGACAUCUAUAAAGAUCCUGUUAUCCUGACAUGCAGCCACAGCUUCUGUAAAAACUGUCUGCAGAGAUGGUGGAGAGGGAAACAAGUACACGAGUGUCCAGUUUGUAAGACUGUAUCUGGAAGGAACAACCCACCUUGUAACUUGGCGUUAAAGAGCCUGUGUGAGGCCUUCUUACUGGAGAGAGAUCAGAGAGCUUCAGCAGGGUCUGAGGAUCUCUGCAGUCUGCACUCUGAGAAACUCAAACUCUUUUGUCUGGACCAUCAGCAGCCAGUGUGUGUUGUCUGUCGAGAUUCAAAAAUACACAACAACCACAGAUUCAGACCCAUCAAUGAAGCCGCACAUGAUCACAAAGAGGAGCUCCAGAAAUCCUUAAAGCCCUUACAGGACAAACUGAAGCUCUUUAAAGAAGUUAAUGGAAAAUGUGAUCUAACAGCAAAACACAUUAAUGUCCAGGCCAGAGACACAGAGAGGCAGAUUAAAGAGCAAUUUAAGAAGCUUCACCAGUUUCUACAAGAGGAAGAGGAGGCCAGGAUUGCUGUUCUGAGGGAGGAAAAGGAGCAGAAGAGUCGGAUGAUGAAGCAGAAGAUUAUGGUUCUGAGUAAAGAGAUAGCAGCUCUUUCAGACACAAUCAAAGCCUCGGAGGAGGAGCUGAGAGCUGAAGACGUCUCAUUCCUGCAGAACUACAAGGCUGCGGUGAAAAGAGUCCAGCAGCGCCCCCUGCUGGAUGAUCCAGAGCUGGUCUCAGAAGCUCUGAUAGAUGUGGCCAAACACCUGGGCAACCUGACCUUCAACAUCUGGAACAAGAUGAAGGAGAUGGUCUCCUACACUCCUGUGAUUCUGGAUCCGAACACUGCUCACCCAGGACUCUUUCUGUCUGAAGAUCUGACCAGUGUGAGGAGUGGAGAGAAACAGAAGCUUCCUGACAAUCCAGAAAGGUUUGAUUCUUUCAUAUCUGUCCUGGGCUCUGAGAGUUUUAGCUCAGGGACUCACAGCUGGGAUAUUGAGGUUGGAGACAGUACAGCCUGGUAUGUCGGUGUGGCAGCAGAGUCUGUCCAAAGAAAGAGACGCACAGACAUAACAUCUGGAUUAUGGGCAGUAAAGUUCAGUAAAGAUGAAUACACAGCAGUCUCCCCACCACAUCCCCCCACUAUUCUCUCAGUGAAGAAGAAGCUGUGGAGGAUCAGAGUUCAUCUGGACUGGAACAGAGGAAAACUGUCAUUCUUUGAUCCUGAUACUAACACACACAUACACACCUUCACACACACUUUCACUGAGAGACUGUUUCCAUUGAUUAACACCUGGAAUAAACUGCCACUGAAGAUAUUACCUGUGGUCUCUGAUGAUGACCGUGAUGUAGGUGGUGAUGUUGACAGUGGCCGAGCACACAAAUCUGGGCCGAGUACAUCUAGAGCCUCAGUGGGCCUCGUUCGCUUCAAAACUGUACUACCGCGCACAUCCAAAUAA
This is a messenger RNA of Thunnus maccoyii (southern bluefin tuna), 1509 nucleotides long. Its product is annotated as nuclear factor 7, ovary-like. The transcript has a single exon. The record is from RefSeq and is a predicted model, not a curated record. Gene Ontology annotation, molecular function: zinc ion binding; protein binding. NCBI's taxonomy places the organism in Eukaryota, Metazoa, Chordata, Actinopteri, Scombriformes, Scombridae. The coding region runs from base 1 to 1509 and encodes 502 amino acids.